GAUGGAGGAGGCGAGAAAUGGUGGUUAAACGAUCGGGAAAAGAGAAGGAGGAUCGAUAGGUGAAAAGAGGAAGCGGCGAGAAGGAUGGUGUACAGAGGCAGUUUACAGACGGACGAUCCCAGGGAUGCGCCGAGGCUGGUCAGGAUGUCACCGCUGAGAAGCAGCAGGCCGAGCAAUCCCAAUUCACGACCAGUUUCCUCCGUUAAUAGCCCGGUGUAUCACGGCCCGUUUGUGCCAGCAAUCGACGUUCAUCGAGCCAAAUUGAUCGAUGAAAGACGUUUGUCCCGAAACGAGAGAGAGACGGAGUCGAUGGAGAGGGUGAUUAUGAGGACGACCGGGCUCAAGGUCGGGGCGCCAAGGCUGCGGAACAUUAGUCAGAUACGAGAUACGGUGUUCGUCGAUCCGUCACUGAUACCUAUGGAGAAGAUCGGCCGGAUGGAGAAGGAUCGGCCGAGGACAAUCGCGAUCGAAGGGGCGACCGGUAGAUCGUCGAGGGCGGCGAGCUCGAUGCUGGCCGACUUGAAGGAUCUCGAGAGAUUGAGGAACACGCCCCCGGCUCAGAGGUAUCAGAGAGGGAUCGCCUCGAAGAACGAGGCGAGAUCUUCCGUGGUCGCGUCCAAUAAAAAAUCGGAGAUCUCGAGCUCGGCCAAGAUUCGAUCGGAUAUCUUCAAGAUACAACAGAUGUUUCAAAGCCCCGACAACUCUCCAAGAACGGUGGUGAAAUGUUCGAACGAGAAGAGGAACAACGAGUGCGAGAAGAGAUCCGGGGGGGAAAUUAAUAAAACGAGAUUGCUCGCUCAAAAAUUGUUGGAGGCGUCUCGAGGUAAUCGGGAGUCGUUGAAGGAUCGUUACAACAAUCCGAGGAACGCGUCCAAGGUUGGUAAAUGCGCGAACGGUAAAAGCGCGUCGAGUAAGGCGUGUUCGCAGAAGAGCGGCGUGGAUCUCGAGCGAGGAUCCGAGAAAGGGAAAAGUGUCGCAGGGUCGGAGGAGAUACAUCCGCAACCUCCUAUUCGUAAGAGGAAAGAAGAAUCGAGGAACAGACGCGGCUGUGAAAAGACGACGGAUAAAACUAUCGUGGACGAGAAGAAGGAUAACGAUAUCGGGGAGAAUACGAGGAGCACGGCGAAAGAAAUUGAGACGUCGUCGAACGACGACGACGAUUGUUCGAAUAAUAACGGCGAUCCAACAAUCGAAGAAAAGUCGAGAGUGAGAACGACGAAGGAGUUGGACAGGCCGGAUAUUCUGGACGGAUUGUUGAAGGAGUGCGAUCGGCAAAUGGAAGACUUGAAGUCAGAUUUGCACGAGAGAAGGAGAUCGCGAAGCCAUUGGAGAGGAUUCGUGCAAUCGAUGAGGCUGCACGACGUCGAGCUUCAUUCGGACAGCGAGGAUCAACGAAAGGACCUGAAUUUAUGGAACAAGAGCAUCAGUCAACGAUGGAGGAAACUGAGGAGGCGAUGCUCCGUCCAGGAGACCUCGGAACCACAGGAGGCUCUGAUACAAGGUGGAACGACCCAGGGGGUUAUUCAACCCGUAAGAUCCAGCCCGGCUAGCAGGGAGUCUUCGCCUGCCGCAAAGAGCCUUCAGGACGGCAGUUCGCCCAAGAAAUUGUUGCAAACUAGUUCCCUCAGAUUACCAGGUACCACCAAGGGUAUAGCCGACAUCCAGCACGUUCUGCGGAGCAAGUUCAGCAAGAUAAACGCCGGUAUUCGGAAGAGGAAAGCGCUGAGCGUCACAGAGGUGUUCUCGCAAAAGGACAACGCGUCCAAUUUCUACGUUCCAAGCCCCCUCACCUCCUCGAGCAGUCAGAACUUCGAGGGGGAUGGCUACGAUUCGAGCGAGCCGACAUCUCUACCACCCUACCCUUUCCACGACAAUCUCGAGACGCUGGCGGAGGGAAGCGUGCCGAAUUCUCCCAAUUGUAGCAGCCCGUUGACCAACGCAACUAGCAAAACGUUCACGUAUUCUCAAAGCGGUGGCGCGUACGACUCGCCGAUUCUUUGCCACGAUCAAAGCCAGAAGGACGCGUACGAGAACGUGUUGUACGCGAAUUCGUCCCCCGGAUGUUGCUCCAGAUCCAGAGCCGUGUUGCAACGAAGCAACUCCGAGAAUCGCGACGGUUCGUGCAGACACCAGGAGCACUCGUACGAGAACGUGCGUUUUCAACGGGGUCACAGGUCGGAGUUGACGCCCUCGACCACACCCAACCCCGACAGACACUUGGCGAGAAGCAACUCGGAAACGAGGGACCAUCACUCGUACGAGAACGUCCAUUUCCAGAAGAACGCGAAGCCCAGAAGCCAAACGGACGCCUCGUUCGAGGAGAUUCACAUACCGAGGGUGACACCCAGAAAGAGGAUGACCGACUUCAAAGUCGGUGGACAAGUGAAUAAUUAUUCUAAUGGGCCUGGAUCCCCUGGAUCCGGCGUGAACAAAGACGAUGGCCCGUCUAGUUUGGGGGCUGAAAGGAGCCCUGGCAAGAAGACGACUAGACGAAUGAACAGCAGAAGCGUUGCCAAUAUCCCUAGUUCCUCCGGUUCCAGUUUGAAGACUUGGCAAGGUACACAAGACACGGACGAAGGCCUGAAUACCGACUCCGAACUCGAAGACAUCGACGAAGCUGGCGAGGGUGAAGAGUCGAGAUUCUGCACCCUACCGAGGCCAGGCAAGGGUGGCGCGUCAUUCACGAUACUGACGGCCAGAUUUCUAAAGGGUCCUGGACACAAAGGACUCGGUUUCAGUAUCGUCGGCGGUACGGACAGUCCUCGAGGGAACAUGGGCAUUUACGUGAAAACGGUCUUCCCGAAUGGGCAGGCCGCGGAUCUUGGAACCGUCAAGGAAGGGGACGAAAUUUUGUCGAUAAAUUCGAAACCUCUUCACGGUAUGACGCACGCCGAGGCGAUCGCCGAGUUCAAGUCCGUGAAAGCUGGGGACGUGGUUCUGCACGUCGGACGUCGCGUCAACAGGAAGAAAAGGGACUCUCUCACGUUACCACCUGCCGGACCACCGCCUCGUCACCAAGUCAAGUGAAUCGUUGAUCUCCUUCUCGUCGCGUUCCGAAAACACCAAGUUUCAAAAAGAUCGUAUCUACUUUUGUUGCAACCAAUUAUUUUCGUUGAGAACUGGUAACAAACUGGGUCUGCGUUAAUCCGGCGCAACAACGAAUCGAUUUCAAUUUUUUUUUUUUUUUUUUCACCAUUUUCCGCGUUUCGAUACGUGUUCGGGAUAACGUGUUGCUUUUCCAACAAUCGGAUACCAAUUUUUGUUUCUUAUUAUAUUUAACCGUUAGGCUGUUUCUCUCUUUAAGGAUGCGUGUUUCGAAACUCAUGUGAAUUUCAGCGUGCUCGAGCCGAACGCGACGAAACAAUUUGUUCGAUGUGAAUUGUAAAAGAACGGGAGAAUGUAAUUGAGGUUGUCGAAACGAGAUAUUUAAAGAAACGAUUGCUUCCCACGAAAGUGUCGGCGAAAGUUCGAAUGAAGCAUGAAUUCUCGAGAGAAAAUUUUUCUCUCCUCCUGGCGAAGAUCGUAUCGUACGAAGUGGUGGAACAAGAGGACCCGUCUCUGAAGCAAAAUAGCCAAAGAGAGCUAAAGUGGAAAAAUAUCGAAUUAAAAAAAAUAUAAUAAUACGACGUACCGAUAUAUAUAUAUAUAUAUCUAUCGAUAAAUUUUUAUUCGACUCUCAAUAAUAUCGAGCGAAAUAUUUAAUUAGCGUUAUCAAGCUGUUCACGGCUCUAGCUUUUGUAAUCUUUUCUCGUAUCCGUAUAACGAUAUUUUACGAAGAGGAUGUAUUUUUAUCGAAAUUUAGCCUCGAAUGGUGUUUAUUUUGAAAAAAAAAAAAAAAAAAAAAGAAAAGAAAAAAAAAGAAAAAGAAGAAAACAUUCUCGAAUCGUUGAAUCGAAGCUGCGCGAACUGGGGAAGAAUCGAAGUCUUCCGGCUUACUUUAAAUAGCUAUCGGACUACGAUUUAUUUUUGUAUAAAUUGCGAGAUAUCGUCGCGCGAGAAAUCUUGAAAUCCGUUUAAAACGUCGGGCGUUGAUUUAUCGAGAAAUCGAUAAAUGAGAUAAAAGGAGGACAGACGUCUAGACACGUCGGAAUGCCGCAAUUUCUGAUAUUGCCCGAAGGAACGCGCGUUCAAACGCAGGAUUUCUCCGACUUUUCACGUUGUCACUUUCGAGCAAGGAUCGAAUUAUUUUUUUAACUACCUUUGCAUAGAGAUAACGAUGAUCGCCCAAAGAUGAAACCCAAAAAAUAUUUUUACUACGAGAUGAACGAGAAACGUAUAAAAAAAAAAAAAA
This is a messenger RNA of Apis florea (little honeybee), 4291 nucleotides long. RefSeq lists its product as uncharacterized. The record is from RefSeq and is a predicted model, not a curated record. Gene Ontology annotation, molecular function: protein binding. Lineage: Eukaryota; Metazoa; Arthropoda; Insecta; Hymenoptera; Apidae.